Molecule: messenger RNA, 4532 nt
Organism: Gastrolobium bilobum
Lineage: Eukaryota; Viridiplantae; Streptophyta; Magnoliopsida; Fabales; Fabaceae
Product: FACT complex subunit SPT16-like
Exons: 2
Coding region: 848-4051 (1067 amino acids)
Biological process (GO): transcription elongation by RNA polymerase II; positive regulation of transcription elongation by RNA polymerase II
Cellular component (GO): FACT complex
Molecular function (GO): nucleosome binding
Source: RefSeq, a predicted model, not a curated record
UUCUCCUUUUGUGUAUAGCUUUUGAAAUGUUAUAAUUAUAAUUCCCAGAUGAACCCUAAUUUUCAUUUCCCUCUGUUCUAACUUCGAAGAGAUCAUCAUCUUUAUUAUUCUUCAUCGUUUUUGUUCAGCCAGUCCCAUGCUCCAUCUUCGCCCAAAUCGGACCGCCUAGAGUAUAUGCACUCAUUGAAACUCUGAUCGGAACUGUAUCCAAUUUCAUAGCUACGAAAUUUGGGCUCGAAAAUUCCCAAAUUGAACAUAAAAAAGGGGAGAGCUCUCGCACACCCCAGACACCCAGUGAACGAUAAGGUGAACUUACAUGUAAAAAAGACCUGAAUUUCAUGAUUAUAGACGAUUACUGCUACCUAUUUGUGUCUAGCUUUUGAAAUACUGUGAAAAGUUGAGUCAUCUGUUACUCCUAUAACUGAUCAUUGAAAGGUAACUCCUUGCUGAAAACAAAAGAUUCCACUUUUCAUUUUAAUAUUUUGUUUUUUCGUCUGUGAUACUGUGUAUUGGAUUUUAAAGAGACAAUUCAGUCUAUUUCUAUUUUGUAGUAGUUUUUCUUUUAUUUAUACAGGGUAAAUUUUUUUCCUAGUUUAAUUUGGAAACUCAAAUGUGAGAGGAGGAAUAUGACAAUUACAAAAAUACUUCAUUUCUAUUGCAACUACUUGAUUGACAAGUCAAAUAUAAGAAUGGAAUACAAUUACUGUUAGUUUAAUUUCUUAUUGAGACUAAACAUCAUGAACUAGGAUUUUACAUCAGUUAUUGAUUGCACACUUCCUUAUUAAUGUUAAUGUGUAUUUUUAUUUUUCAAAAAAAUAAAAAAUAAAUUCCACAGUGGUAGCGAACCAUGGCAGACCAUCGAAAUGGAAACCAAGCUACUAGUGGAAAGGCUAGUGUGGUGGGAAAUUCCUAUUCAAUUGAUCUGAAUGCAUUUCAAACCAGACUGAGGACUUUUUAUGUACAUUGGGAUGAACACAAAACAGUUCUCUGGGGCUCUUCUGAUGCAAUAGCUGUUGCAUGUCCUCCACCUUCAGAAGAUCUGCGAUACCUGAAAUCUACUGCUCUGAACUUAUGGCUACUUGGAUUUGAGUUCCCUGAGACAAUUAUGGUCUUCAUGAAGAAGCAGAUCCAUAUCCUGUGCAGCCAAAAGAAGGCUUCUAUUCUUGAAUCUGUCAAAAAACCUGCCAAAGAGGCAGUUGGUGUGGAUCUUGUUUUGCAUGUCAAGCCUAAAAAUGACGAUGGAACUGCUCUAAUGGAUGCUAUAUUUCAUGCCAUCCGUGCUCAGUCAAAGGCUGAUGGCCAUGAUGCUUCUACCGUUGGAUACAUAUCGAGAGAGGCUCCUGAAGGGAAACUGCUUGAAGUGUGGGCUGAUAAAUUAAAAAAUACAAAAUUUCAUCUGAAUGAUGUGGCCAAUGGGUUGUCUUCAUUGUUUGCUGUAAAGAAUAAUGAGGAGCUUACAUCAAUUAAGAGAGCUGCAUACCUGACAACCAACGUGAUGAAAAACUUUGUGGUUUCAAAGCUUGAGAAUGUAAUUGAUGAAGAGAAGAAAGUUUCUCAUUCUACGUUGAUGGAGGAGACUGAGAAAGUUAUACUGGAACCAUCAAAAGUCAACUGUAAACUGAAGGCAGAGAAUGUUGAUAUUUGUUACCCUCCAAUUUUUCAGAGUGGGGGAGAGUUUGAUCUCAGGCCUAGUGCGGUCAGCAAUGAUGAGUUACUGCAUUAUGACUCUGCCAGCGUGAUUAUAUGUGCAGUUGGAGCCCGGUAUAAGAGUUACUGCUCAAACAUAGCUAGGACCUUCUUGAUUGAUGCAGACCCUCUUCAAAGUAAGGCUUAUGAGGUUCUUCUGAAAGCCCAUGAAACUGUCAUCGGUUCUUUGAAGCCUGGAAACAAGUUGAGUGCUGUAUACCAAGCUGCAGUUUCUGUGGUAGAAAAGGAUGCUCCUGACUUGAUUUCCUACUUGACAAAGUCUGCUGGGACAGGCAUCGGUAUUGAGUUUCGAGAGUCAAGUAUGAAUAUUAAUGCUAAAAGUGAGCAGAUAGUAAAAGAAGGCAUGGUCUUCAAUGUCUCAAUUGGAUUUCAGAACUUGCAGAGGGAGAGCAGCAAGACUAAGAGCAAGCACUUCUCUCUGUUGCUUGCUGACACGGUCAUCAUCAACAAGGACAAGACAGAAGUUGUGACUUCUAUGAGCUCAAAAGCUCUGAAGGAUGUGGCUUAUUCUUUCAAUGAGGAUGAGGAAGAGGAAAAGCCCAGUGCAAAAGCCAAUGUCAAUGGUGCAGAGCCCUUAAUGUCUAAGACCACUCUAAGGUCAGAUAAUCAUGAGAUUUCAAAGGAGGAACACAGAAGACAGCAUCAGGCAGAGCUUGCUCGUCAGAAAAAUGAAGAAACAGCAAGGCGACUUGCUGGUGGUGGCAAUGAGACAGGAGCCAACCGAUCCUCCACGAGGACUUCUGCAGAUCUUAUGGCCUACAAAAACAUAAAUGACCUUCCACCUCCCAGAGAGAUGAUGAUUCAGAUCGAUCAAAAAAAUGAAGCAGUUCUCUUGCCUAUAAAUGGAAGUAUGGUUCCUUUUCAUGUGGCCUUCAUUCGAACUGUUUCCAGCCAGCAGGACACCAACCGCAAUUGCUAUAUCAGAAUUAUUUUUAACGUUCCUGGGACCCCUUUCAGUCCUCAUGAUCCAAACUUAAUGAAGUUCCCGGGAUCUAUAUAUUUGAAGGAGGCUUCGUUCCGCUCCAAGGAACCAAAGCACAUAAGUGAAGUUGUGCAGUCCAUUAAAUCUCUCAGGCGACAAGUUGUAGCGAGGGAGUCUGAGAGAGCUGAGAGGGCAACCUUGGUUAGUCAGGAGAAACUGCAGCUUGCAAAUAAUAGAUAUAAGCCAAUAAGAUUGUCUGACCUUUGGAUUCGCCCUCCUUUUGGUGGGCGUGGAAGGAAGAUACCUGGUACACUUGAGGCUCACGUGAAUGGAUUUCGUUAUUCUACCACCAGGCAGGAUGAGCGUGUGGACAUAUUGUUUGGCAACAUUAAGCAUGCAUUCUUUCAGCCAGCAGAGAAUGAAAUGAUUACAGUCCUGCACUUUCAUCUGCACAACCAUAUUAUGGUAGGAAACAAAAAGACAAAGGAUGUUCAGUUUUAUGUUGAGGUAAUGGACAUGGUCCAAAACGUUGGAGGCGGAAAGAGAUCAGCCUAUGACCCUGAUGAGCUUGAAGAAGAACAACGAGAGAGAGAUAGGAAGAAUAAAAUUAAUGUAGAAUUUCAAAGCUUUGUGAAUCGGGUGAAUGAUCUUUGGGGACAAGCGCAAUUCAGUGGCCUUGAUCUGGAGUUUGAUCAACCUCUGAGAGAACUUGGAUUCCCUGGUGUACCUCAUAAAUCUUCUGUAUUUAUUGUUCCUACUUCAGCCUGCCUUGUUGAACUGAUAGAGACCCCUUUCCUUGUUGUCACACUAAGUGAGAUAGAGAUUGUGAAUCUAGAGAGAGUUGGGCUUGGGCAGAAGAACUUUGAUAUGACAAUAGUGUUUAAGGACUUCAAACGGGAUGUCCUCAGGAUUGAUUCUAUCCCUUCUACAUCACUGGAUGGCAUCAAGGAGUGGCUUGACACGACGGACAUCAAGUAUUAUGAGAGCAGGCUGAAUCUGAACUGGCGUCAGAUCCUAAAGACAAUCACGGACGACCCUCAAAGCUUCAUUGAAGGUGGUGGUUGGGAGUUUCUGAAUUUGGAAGCUACUGAUUCAGAUUCUGAGAACUCGGAGGAGUCAGACAAAGGUUACGAACCAUCCGAUGUGGAACCUGAAUCCGAUUCAGAGGAGGAAGCUUCUGACAGUGAAUCACUUGUUGAAUCUGAGGAUGAUGAGGAGGAAGAGGAGGAUGAUGAUGGGGAUUCAGAGGAAGAGAAGGGAAAGACGUGGGAAGAACUGGAGAGGGAAGCAAGCAAUGCUGAUAGGGAGAAAGGGAAUGAGUCUGACAGCGAAGAAGAAAGGAAGAGGAGGAAGGCGAAAACUUUUGGUAAGUCACGUGCCAGUGUAAGUAGUAGCAUGCGAAAGCGGGCCAAGUUAAGAUAGAUUUUGGUUUUUCUUCUUGGUCAUUUUGCUGUUUCGUACAGUUGCUUUAUGUUGUUGCUGCGGAUAGCUGCUCUGAGUUUUGCGGUGUUGUCCUAUGAAUAUCGUUGUAACUUAAGCUUUCCUUUCCCAUAAUAUAUAGUUUAGGCACUCGAUAGGAAUCCUUGAAUCCAAUGUCUGUCCAUAAAGUCAUCUCAUGCUCUCUCGGUAGGAGGGGUGUUGGUGUUUUCCCCCCUCUACCUUAGACAUUAUUUGCGUCUUUUUCUUUUUCUUUUUCCCGGCUGUCUUUUAUUUCAUAUGAAAAUAGCUGAAAUAAAGAAUUUGAAACAUGCAGCAGAAGUUGGCAUACAGAACAAACUUUAUUUGCUUGCAGUAUUUUUUUCCCAACUUGUUUCAUUGACUACCCAACUAGUUCGGUUCGAGCAGACUUAUACUGAGGGCGGCUUAUAUUGAGGGUGGCUCUCCUAACACCAUUUUUUCGAUU